This is a messenger RNA of Conger conger (European conger), 1143 nucleotides long. RefSeq names its product glutathione S-transferase zeta 1 (gene gstz1). The transcript is spliced from 9 exons. Gene Ontology annotation, cellular component: mitochondrion; cytoplasm. Gene Ontology annotation, molecular function: maleylacetoacetate isomerase activity; glutathione transferase activity. The record is from RefSeq and is a predicted model, not a curated record. The coding region runs from base 369 to 1019 and encodes 216 amino acids. NCBI's taxonomy places the organism in Eukaryota, Metazoa, Chordata, Actinopteri, Anguilliformes, Congridae. Gene Ontology annotation, biological process: L-phenylalanine catabolic process; glutathione metabolic process.
UCAGUGUGAUUACCUAAUAUUUUGUGUUUUGCUAUAGUUGGCUUAUAAUGACGUGCCUAUACUGCAACACGAGCCACAUCUGGACUAUUUUACGUGAGAUAAGGGAGUUCGUCUACUUUUCCCCGAUAAACGUAUUUUGAAUGGAAUUAAAUUCAACCGGAAUAAACUACUCACUUACAGCUAGAUGCAUACAUCGAUGUUCAAAUUCUGGUUAUGAUCAAAGGAUUAGCCACUAUUGCUUUGUCAUAUGACAUUGCAUUAUCGAGGAGGAGGAUUUUUGGAGAAACAUCUCAUUGGCUGCCAGAAUUGUUUUCUUUUUUUGGGGGGAUCCAGCACACAGUUGCUCUGAUGUUUUGCAUUUAGUCACAAUGGAUUCUCAAACUAAGCCCGUUCUCCAUGGAUAUUUCAGAAGUUCAUGUUCUUGGAGAGUUAGAAUUGCUUUUGCUCUAAAAGGCAUCGAAUACGACCAAGUUCCCGUCAAUCUGAUCAAGGAUGGAGGCCAACAGCUAACUGGACAAUACAAGGAAAUAAACCCAAUGCAACAAGUGCCAGCGGUUAUAAUUGAUGGCAUUACCCUAUCGCAAUCGCUGGCCAUUAUCCAGUAUAUUGAAGAGACCAGGCCAGGCCGUCGCCUGCUCCCCACCGACCCCAAAAAACGCGCACAAGUGCGAAUGAUUUCCGACGUCAUUGCGUCUGGGAUCCAACCUGUGCAAAAUCUCUAUGUGCUGCAGAAGAUCGGAGCAGAAAAAGUGCCGUGGGCCCAGCAUUUCAUCAUCCGUGGUUUUGAAGCUCUGGAGCCUCUCCUGAAACAAACCGCUGGAAAGUACUGCGUGGGAGAUGAGAUCUCAAUGGCAGAUAUUUGUCUGGUGCCCCAGGUCUACAAUGCGGAGAGGUUCAAAGUUGAUGUCAGUCAGUUCCCCACUAUAAAGAGGUUGAAUCAGACCUUAAUGGAGAUCGAAGCAUUCAAAGGGAGUCAUCCUUCCUGCCAACCAGAUACACCCUUUGAUCUGAGAUCAUAGGAUCACCCAAGAGGCAUGUGACCAAAGGCAGGAUGCUUGAACAAUUAAAACUGCUUUGAUGAGAAGACGUGAGUUUCUUGUCCUGUUGUCUGUAUAAAAAAAUAAAAAAAAUAAAAAUAAAAAA